Electrophorus electricus (electric eel) is the source of this 5455-nucleotide messenger RNA. RefSeq names its product tumor protein p53 binding protein, 2a (gene tp53bp2a). The record is from RefSeq and is a predicted model, not a curated record. Gene Ontology annotation, cellular component: nucleus. Gene Ontology annotation, biological process: regulation of apoptotic process; signal transduction. Gene Ontology annotation, molecular function: p53 binding. NCBI's taxonomy places the organism in Eukaryota, Metazoa, Chordata, Actinopteri, Gymnotiformes, Gymnotidae.
UCUGGGCUGGGCUGUAAGCGUGCUAUGAAAGGGUAGGAGUUGAUAUUUGGAGUUGACGCAGAGUUGUGGAAAAUAUCCUGAAAGUACUAUCCAACUGAAACAUUUUGAAACUGGAUGUAAACCGAUAACCAUCCGCUCAAUAGGUAUUUCUGCAACAAAUACGUCGGUUGUUUCUAAUAGCUAGCUAAUAUAAGGGAACAAAGUAGCUACUCUUAGUAAACUUUGGACGUUAGCUAGCUAUAACAGCUAACAACUAGCAGCUAGCUAAUAAGAGGCACCAAGGUAGUCGCUACGGUGAACUUUCUGUGACGUAAUAGGCCUCGGACCGCGGGGCUGAACUGCAACAGGUCGUGAAGUACGCUAAGCUAUGAAGAGACACGGAAUAGUGUGACGGUGACUUUUAUCUCAUUUAUUUUCUAACAGUCAAACAAAACAAGGUAAAACUCUUAGCUGACUAAUUUAUUUACAGAACACUUUUAAGUACUGAAAUAAUUUUUGGCUGCAAUCCGUGGCUAGCUAGCUAGCGUUAGCUGGCUAUCUGUCGACUUGGCUGUCGUUCUUCGGCUCCUCACUUGGAAAAAAUUCCACGGACAAAAGGGAUUCAGAAGAAACUGGUUAAAUGCGCUACGAAACCAAGAUGAUGCCGAUGUUUCUGACCGUAUACCUCAGUAACAAUGACCAGCAUUUUACGGAGGUGCCCAUCACUCCGGAGACGAUCUGCCGCGACGUGGUGGAGCUGUGUAAGGAGCCGGGUGAGGUGGACUGCCACCUGGCCGAGGUUUGGAGAGGCUCUGAGCGAGCCAUGGGAGAGGGAGAGAGGAUGCUGGAUCUGAUACAGAGGUGGGGGGCACGCAGGGCCGAAGUCCGCUUCUUCCUGCGCCACGACCGAGCACCCGGGCGAGAGGCAGGGAACACCAGGGGCAUAGAGCAGAAGAGGAACGGGAUUAAAGGAUCCUCCGAUAGAAGAAUGGAGAAUGGGGUGGCUGCUCCACGGAUGGACAUGACUCUGGCUGAGCUGCAGGAGAUGGCUGCCCGGCAACAGCAGCAGAUUGAUGCUCAGCAACAGCUCCUAGCCUCCAAGGAGCAGCGUCUGCGGCACCUGAAGCAGCAGGAGCACAGGCAGCAGCAGCAGGCGGCCGAGCAGGAAAAGCUGCAGCGCCUCCGCGACAACGUGCAGAAGCAGGAGGCACGGCUGAAGAAAGUGCGUGCCCUGAAAGGCCAGGUGGAGCAGAAGCGCAUCAGCAACAGCAAACUGGUGGAGGAGAUCGAGCAGAUGAACAACUUGUUCCAGCAGAAACAGCGGGAGCUGGUGGUGGCUGUGUCUAAAGUGGAAGAGCUAAGUAGGCAGCUGGAGAUGCUAAAGAACGGCAAAAUGGACACUCUCCAUGACAACCAGGGCUCUGUGGCCGAACUGGACCGUCUCUACAGAGAGCUUCAGCUGAGGAACAACAUGAACCAGGAGCAGAAUGCCAAGCUGCAGCAGCAACGUGAGAACCUGAACAAGCGCAACCAGGAGGUGGCUGCCAUGGACAAACGCGUCAGCGAGCUCCGUGACCGCCUCUGGAAGAAGAAAGCAGCGCUGCAGCAGAAGGAGAACCUUCCGAAUGACUUUCCUGUUAAGGAGAAGCCUUCCAAAGACGCCCAUGCCAAGGUGCCCCCUGAUGGCUACGCGACUCAGCCGGUGGGUCCGUCCCGGGUGGCAGCGGUGGGGCCGUAUAUCCAAUCAUCUACCAUGCCCCGUGGCACAGUGAGGCAUGACCUGCCUGUGAAGCCCACCUACCCGGACGGCACGGCCACGCUGCCGCCUCAAGAAAGGGGCACGGGCUUCGCCCAGGGGAAACCCGGUCCAGGACUGCAGUCAGCGAAGUUGUCUAAAGCAUCCGAGUGGAGCUCCCCCACCGCCGAGCCCAGCACCACCCACGGCUCCUCCACCCUCCCGCGCAUGGCAAGCCAAGGCGCGGCUGAGCAAGAUGAUGCGGAGGUGCUGAAACGUACUCAACUUCAGGACCGCAGGGUGCGCCCAGUGUCCAUGCUCGAGGCCGCUGAGGCACCUGCUGCGACCUUACGUAAGAACCAGAGCAGCGACGACCUCGUCAGGGACGCCCAGAGUGGCAUUAAAAACAUGGUCAAGGUUCCACCUCCGGUGCCAAGCAAACCCAGGCAGGUCAAUUUGCCCUCCGGUGGUCAGAUGGAGAACAGCAAGCUGUCCCUCAAGAACAAGCCUGCCAACCAGCAGCAAGCCACCGGCUCCCAUGCGCGUGCGAUCCUUCCCAACUCGCAGAGCAGCACUUUACCCCUGCCCCCUAAGCAAGAGGCCCCGCCAGCUGCCACCGUGCGGCCGUUCACCCCGGAGCUCCCGGGGUCCAAGGACCCAGGCGGGCAGGUCUUGCCUAAACCCCAGACGCUGGCGGCAAGCUCAAUCUACUCCAUGUACACGAAGCAGCCCACCCCAGGAAAAGGCUUCCAGCCGGGGGUGCAGGGAGCACUGAACCGCUCCCAGAAUCGCAACAACUUUGUCAGCAUGUACGCCAAGCCUGUGAUUCCCUCUGGCCCGCAGCCGCAGCACAUAGAGAACCCUUACCUGGAGCGGCCCAGUGGCGCCGACAUGGAGGCAGCCCCCGUUGUGAAUGGCGGCCCCGUCCCCGAGAACCAGGAGCCCGAACGUGUGCCCAGGCCCCUGAGCCCCACCAAACUGCUGCCCUUUAUCUCCAACCCAUACCGCAACCAGAGUGACGUGGACCUGGAGGCGCUCAGGAAGAAGCUGUACAAUGCGCCACGGCCUCUUAAGAAGCGUAGCUCCAUCACGGAGCCCGAGGGGCCCGCCGGCCCCAAUAUCCAGAAGCUUCUCUACCAGAAGACCACGCUGGCAGCCAUGGAGACCACUGUGAGCUCCCCAAGCCCUGCAGAGGAGGAGGUAGCUGUGCCAGCUGAUCCCCUCCUCCCUGAGGAGCACGUGCCCGAGGAGCCCGAGCAGCCACCCCCUGACUUACCAGUGCCCACAACUGUGCUGAAGAUUGACGGUGAGGACUUCAUACCGCCCCCGCCCCCUGCACACCCAGCCCCACGGCCCGAGGACGCCCUCCUGCCCCCACCACCUCCCCCUGUGGCGGAAGACCAGACACUUGAGCUGCCCCUGCCUUCUGAGAGCUACUUGGAAGAGUUCCCCCCAUACCCUCCUCCUCCGUAUCCCAGCGGCGCCGAGCAGGAGGCUCUGGGAGAAGACACCUUUAGCAUGAAGCCUCCCGAAAUCACAGGCCAGGUUCCACUACCGCCUGGUAAACGGACGAACCUGCGGAAGGCUGGGUCUGAGCGCAUUGAUCACAGCAUGCGGGUGAAAUUCAACCCCCUCGCCCUGCUGUUGGACUCUUCCCUGGAAGGCGAGUUUGACCUUGUGCAAAGGAUCAUCUAUGAGGUUGAGGACCCGAGUCAGGCGAAUGACGAAGGCAUCACAGCUCUACACAACGCCGUCUGUGCCGGCCACACCGAGAUCGUCAAGUUCCUCGUGCAGUUUGGAGUCAAUGUCAAUGCCGCUGACAGUGACGGCUGGACCCCCCUGCACUGUGCAGCCUCCUGCAAUAACGUGCAGGUGUGCAAGUUCCUGGUGGAGUCCGGCGCAGCCGUGUUCGCCACCACCUACAGCGACAUGCAGACGGCAGCGGAUAAGUGUGAGGAAAUGGAGGAAGGCUACACCCAGUGCUCGCAGUUCCUCUAUGGAGUCCAGGAGAAGAUGGGCAUCAUGAACAGAGGUGUGGUGUACGCUCUGUGGGACUACGAGAGCAAGGAAGAUGAUGAGUUACAGUUCAGUGAGGGGGACUGCAUGACCGUGCUGCGGAGGGAGGACGAGGAUGAGGUCGAAUGGUGGUGGGCACGCAUGGGCGACAGGGAGGGCUACAUCCCCAGAAACCUGCUUGGGCUGUAUCCAAGAAUAAAACCCAGACAAAGGAGCUUGGCUUAAGUGCACCCCUGCCACAGAGCACAUAACGCCAUAGGACAGUCGUUGUGUUGCUCAGACACGCAGACUUGCACAUCAUCCAUAGCUACGCUAAGGACAGUCAUACGCUAAGCAGUCAUGAAGAGACCAAAACAUGAAGGAUUUAUCUCCCCCCCCCCCCCCCCCCCCCAGAAGAACAAAAAAAGAAACCAACAGCAAACUGCACUCCGCACCUUGGAUGGGUUAAGGACCACUGACACUUUUGGCUCGUCUGAAGCACUUUUUUCCCCGAAGUUGUCUGAUUUUUUUUUUUUUUUUUUUUUUUUUUUUUUUUUUUUUUAAAUACUUUCCUCCCUCAGAAACCUCUUUUUUUCAUACUCUCUGCAAUACCAUAACCAUCUUUGUGAGAGUAGCCCCUAGAAUAUGACUGGGCAGUACUCUAUAAUAGGAAGAACAAGAGAUUCUGAUGUUUGCUGAGGGGGAGAUUAUCUAGCUGCCCUUUCUCUACAUUGUUCGGGGGGGGGGUUAUAUACAGAGGUCGUCUUUAUCUAUGUAUCCUGUUGGCUAUGAAAUCAGUGAGUGACCAUUGAGCCUGUUAAAUACAUUUCAGUGUGAGCAGGCUAUGUGUUCUUUGGACAAUCUUUCAGGAGAUUUUUUUUUUUUUUCCCCCCCCAGUAAUGUCUUCAUGUAAACUAUGAGUCUAUAAAAUUUUAACUGUUCAGUUACUGUAGAAACCAUAAGCUUGUAUGUUAGAGCAGUGUACAUGCUGUAGUAUUGGGUGUUUUUGUUUUCUUUCUCCCCCCCAUACCGAUCUGAAGGGUUAGAAUACUUCAAGUCACUUUUUAUAACUUGGGCACACUGUUUUCUGUGUAUGACACUACACCUCAGUAUAUGUUAAUAUAUAACAUCAACUCAGCAAUUGUGCUUUCAGAUGACUGCUUGAAGGUGAAUUCAAUGAAGUAGUCGCACUGUAGAUGAUGUUUUGGUAUUUAGUGAUUUUUAAUCUACUUCUAUUACCUUUUGGUCAGUAUUCAUUUGCCACAGUCUCAGUGACACUUUUACACAACACUAAAACUGCCUUGAAUGCAGGCAUGUGAUCUGUAGAGCAUCUGAAUUGCUGGAGUAUCAGAUGAAGUGAAUCUGUUUCCCUCUGCUUUCACGUGACAAAACAACUUGCUCAUCUUCAUUGUAUUUGCCAUUCCAUUUGGCCAGUUUAUCCAAGAGCUGGUCUUUUUUUCUUUCGAUACCUUUUAAAAGCUUUGUGAUAUAAGCAGGUGUUAUGGGCCACCAUUUUAUCAAGUAAUUGAUGGUGACAUGAUGGAAGUGAUAGGGUAAGUUUGAAGUUUCCCCCCCCAUUUUUCUUAUUUUCUUAAUGUGUUACUUUUAAAAACUUUUUCGGUUUCCUUUAACUUUAAAACAUUUUUACCACCUGUCACUGUCAAAGGAAAUGUAUUUAUGUUAUUUUACAUGUCUCUUGUGAUCUGUAACCUCACCUAAUCAUAAAACACCACACAUCUUUUCAUA